AUGGAAUCGAACAUCAGCGACGAUCGGGCAGCACAAGAAGCCGCCGCCAGGGAUUAUCAGCCCCAGAUCCAAGGUCCUCUUGUCGGCGAAAAGACACCAAGCCACAUCAUCACUGAGGAAUACGCUAAGGCCGAUCCCGUAUAUGUGCAAAAGACCGUCGCUCUUCCUCAAUCAUACUCUCAUUACCGACCCAUUCGGGGCGAUGGCAACUGCGGAUGGCGAGCAAUUGCCUUCUCGUACUUUGAGGCCCUUAUCCGCACCGGCGACAGGGACCUUGUGGAUGCGGAAUACAUCCGUCUCACGCAGGCUCCGAUUAUUGGUCAUGAUGAGUUCGUCUAUGAAGACAUGAGGGAGGAGACCGGGAUACUCAUGAAGGAGAUAUCCUCGAGGAUCGGUAACCAACAGGAGGCCAUGGCCGUCCUUCUAGAAAAAUUCAAUGACCCGGAGAUCGCCAGCCCGAUACUUUACUACCUACGACUGCUCGCAAGUUCGUGGCUCAAGGGAGACAGCCGCGCCGCCGAACUUAUUGACUUCAUCCCCGAUGGCCUCGGAGUCCAGGGCUACUCCCAGGACUACAUCGAGCUCCCUGGUCGGGAGAUUGAGCAUCUUGGAAUUGUCAUCCUCUCCAACGUCUUGCUAAAGCCGGUGGGAUUCGUGCUCGAGAUAGCCUAUCUCGAUCGGACCCCUAGCCCGACCGUGAACACGUACCGCUUCCCCGAUGAAGCCAACAACCAAGAUCUCUCCACUCUCGGCCCCAUCAUCCACCUUCUAUUCCGCCCGGACCAUUACGAUAUCCUCUACCGGGAUCCUCCUACUAGCCCCCUCGACAUCCAAGUCAACCGCGCCAGCUCCUUCUCCCACCGCCACGAGAUCACGAGUAAUACGCCGAGCUUGGAUAGCUUUGCUGGCGUUGAUCUCGGACCGUUAGCACUAAUACCCGGUUUCACUGGUCUCGGGCCGGGUCUGUCCAGUUUAGCAGUCACUAGCACGUCGCCGCUCGACUCGUACACAUCCAGCGCGUCGCAAUCCUGGCUCACGCCACAAUUCUCGGGCACUGGCACCGUCUCGCUACCAGAACGGCCACCACCACCAUCCAUGAACCCGGCGCCCCCGCGGAGCAGCACACCACCUCUCCGAUUCAGCGAAUACUGCCACCCCUCUUUCGUGGAGAGUGAUGCAUGGCACGAACCUACCUUCACCACCAACACCUUCAAGAACAGCCACUUCAACGUCGCCCACUACAACAACCCGAACUUCCAACCCGAGGAAUAUAGGCCGGACAGUGACGACGCUGCUGAGGCAAGAGGGGGUGGGCGGAAGAAGAGUAAUGCCUAG
Messenger RNA from Phialemonium atrogriseum, 1335 nucleotides. Its product is annotated as cysteine proteinase. The transcript is spliced from 4 exons. The coding region runs from base 1 to 1335 and encodes 444 amino acids. Lineage: Eukaryota; Fungi; Ascomycota; Sordariomycetes; Cephalothecales; Cephalothecaceae. The record is from RefSeq and is a predicted model, not a curated record. Gene Ontology annotation, biological process: protein K48-linked deubiquitination. Gene Ontology annotation, molecular function: cysteine-type deubiquitinase activity; ubiquitin binding. Gene Ontology annotation, cellular component: nucleus.